GAAAAUGCAAUGGGGGUUUGAAUGCCCUGGAUAUAAGACUUCAUAGGAGAACUGUGGGGUGCCCACAAGCAAAAUGGCCGCAUUAGCACCAUCUGGACUUCAGUGGGACACCCUGGAGCAGAGGAAACACCAAGGGGAGAACCUGUAUUACCAGAUCUACGUGUGGAAGUUGCAGCAGCUGCCUGCAGAUGUGCACAGGUUCUGUGACCCAGAGCUACCUGCCCCUCGCAGAAAAGAGCUGCUCCACAUGCUCAGGAGCCUGGAGGAGGACUCCAGCUGCCAGAGACUGCAGAUCUUGUUCUCCUUCUCUGUCCCCAGUCCACAGGUGUUGGAGCUGCUGUGCAGUCUGCGUCUGCCUAUGGUCUCUGCUGGAGCUGGUACAGGUUACUGGGAGUAUUUACUACAAAGGCUAGGCCUAGAUGUGGUAUCUUUCGACCAGAACAGUAUUUUCCCAUCUGAGAUGCGCUAUACAGAAAUCAUGACUGGGGGCCCUGAAUUGCUUGAGCACUUUCCAGACAGAGCAUUGUUCUUGGCAUGGCCAGAUGCAGAUGAGUCUUCUCGUUUCUCUCUGGAUUGCCUGUCCUACUUCAGGGGUCAAACACUCUUCCAUGUUGGUGAGCUACUUGGAGAAACCAUGUCAUCCAAUCCUUGGGGUCAAUCGACCUCACGUGAUUUCCAGCUGGCAUUAGCUGAGGAUUUCUGUUGUGUCAAGAGACUAAAGCUGCCCAGUUGGCCUGGCCAGGUUGACUCGUUCAGCAUGUGGAGGAGAAAAAGUUCCCAGCUGGUGCUGUGUGAUGGUGCUCACUUCCAAUAUGUGGAGACACAAGUGGAAACAAAUAACCAGCUGUAACCACAACACAUCAACCAUUCUUCCAUUUACAGACAAUGAUUGUGUUGUAUACAACCGUAAAAACUGGAAAGCAAGUUGAUAGUCUUCAACUAUGAACUUCAAUCAUGAAUGUUGCCUACAAGCCAUUAAAUCUCACGCAGAUCUUCCAGUGAAGGCGUUUACACUAUUCUAUCCAGUGAUUGAUAUCCAUAUUGUGUUGUUAAAUAUGGUGGUUCAGCUAUACUGCAUGCAAUGCAUGGAAACAUUGUCAUUGGUUUAUUUAAGACCUCUUUCAGUUUUCAAAAUUAAUAUUUAUUUGAAGAAUGUUGGAUGAAGUUUAUUUGCAAAUGUUCUGUUAUAUGGUUGUCUUCCUUGGAUUGCUUGUGAUUUGUCUGAAUUUCUAAUACAU
Molecule: messenger RNA, 1238 nt
Organism: Pelobates fuscus (common spadefoot toad)
Lineage: Eukaryota; Metazoa; Chordata; Amphibia; Anura; Pelobatidae
Exons: 4
Coding region: 74-850 (258 amino acids)
Source: RefSeq, a predicted model, not a curated record